Messenger RNA from Ascochyta rabiei, 750 nucleotides. RefSeq lists its product as uncharacterized. The record is from RefSeq and is a predicted model, not a curated record. The transcript is spliced from 2 exons. Lineage: Eukaryota; Fungi; Ascomycota; Dothideomycetes; Pleosporales; Didymellaceae. Gene Ontology annotation, molecular function: lyase activity. Bases 1 to 750 code for a protein of 249 amino acids.
AUGUUCGAACUCGCAAACAACUAUUCCUCCUACCACCUCAUCCCGCAAUCUUCCGACCUCGCCCUCUCGCCACCAGAAUCCUACUUCUUUGUCACCGACUUCCUCAUCAUCUCCUGUGGCGUCCUCUACACAUUAUGCUACCUCUUCUACAUGACCCGAACUUACAGUGACCGCUUCCUUGCCGGCUCUGUACUCUUCCUCUCACAGACGAUGGCAUACGAACUCUACUACGCAUACGUGUGCACGACGACAACGUGGCAGCGAGUCUGCUUCUUUGUAUGGUUCAUGUUCGAUGUGAGUUUUGUUGCUGUGGCGCUGAAUAGAGCGUACAGAAGGGAAGAGAGGGGCAGGACGGUUUGGAGGUUGGUUUGGAUGACGGCCCUGGGGAUUGCGUUUUUGUGGGGUGUUGGACAGGUGUGGCCGGAUGAGAGGGAGCAACUGACCGCGUUCUGGACGGGCGUGUAUUUGGAGUUGCCCAUCGGUUGGGGACAGGUGUACUAUCUGCUGAAGAGAGGAGAUACGAAAGGGCAGAGUCUAGAGAUAUGGAUCACGAGAUAUUUGGGCUGCAUCUGCGCCUUCUUAGUCUUCAUCUGGCGAUACCUUAAUGCGCCAGAUAACUGGUCGUAUGUUGGCAGUUUCUGGAGUGUUGCUGGUAUGAUCGUUACACUGCUCCCAGAAACAGUCUAUCCGUUUGUCUAUGUGUGGGCGCACAAGAAAGAGCGCGGCGACGAAAAGACCAAGGCUGAAUGA